This is a messenger RNA of Anisakis simplex (herring worm), 780 nucleotides long. The record is from the annotation of a GenBank genome assembly. NCBI's taxonomy places the organism in Eukaryota, Metazoa, Nematoda, Chromadorea, Rhabditida, Anisakidae.
AUGACCAUGAAUAGUGCAUGGCCUGGUCAUCUAAGUGACGAGUUGCGUAAAGCGUUGAGUCUUGGAGCGAAUGAUAUCCCCGAAUGGAUAUAUCGGAUGCGUAGAUUGGGAUUCAUCGACGGCUAUCCACCGGCGUAUCUCAAACAGGCGAUAGAUUCCAAUGAGAAUACCCUUUUGGAAUUUUAUUUGGACGAUGAGGAAGAGGCAUCUGCAUUGUUUGGAAACGACAAUUCGAAACCGAUACGACAAGAAAAAGGUGAUCCGAAACCGCCGAAAAUCAACGCAGACAAAAUGAUUUACUAUUUUGGGUUCAAUUUUAACUCGCGUCGUUUACGUGAUCGUGAAAGUAAUUUUCGUGUGCCUGAAUUCAAGGAUUUCGUUGAGUAUCAUCAACUCGUAUUGAAUGAUCGUUUUCGAAACGAACAGCGAUUGAAGAAGAAGGACGAUCAGUCGAAAAGUUCGCCUCGUAAGCGUCAUCAUGAGAAGAAGAAUAGUAAUAAUAAUCACAGGAGCAAAAAACAACGAAUGAAUGCAUUUGUUAAUUUGGAUUGCAUUUCGUUUUAUGCUGUUGAUUUUGUUCAUUUCAUCUCAGAUGUGGAUGACGAAAUUGAGGUGAUCGAUAUUGAUGUGGAGGCAUGUGCAAAUGAUAGUAACGCAGAUAAGGGUGAGAAUAGUAACGGUAGUGAGAACAAGAACGACACUAACAAUAACAAUAAUAAUGAUGAUGAUAACGCGGCAAAAAUGGAAAGUUCACCUUCAAAAAGACGACGUCCUGUGAAG